AUGUCUCAUUUGGACCUAACUGGCUGCAAGAAGAGGAAGAGAGGAGAACGGGUUUUUAGGUUCAAGAGCUUUGGAGAAAAAGGGUAUCCGGUCGAGUUUCUGGGUCCAUUUCGGAAAAAUGUGAAGGCAUUGCUUGAAUUUGGGCAUUUGGAGAGCGAUUUAUGUCCCCGAAUGCCUAGUUGGUCCUUUCAGCUUGAAGUCCAUCGUCACCCUCCCGUUCAUGUCUUGCUCUUCAUCAUUGAAGAGUCUAUUGACAUAUCGGUCAAUCGUCAUUGCAAGCAAUGCCAAUUCGUCGGCUGGGGUCAGCACUUGAUUUGCAACAAGAAGUACCAUUUUGUGCUGCCUUCUAAGGACACAAUGGUGGAAGCUUGCAUGAACUACAAAGAGGGCAAUGAUCACGUGGUUGCGGACUCAGGGAACUUUGGUAAGUCCAAGAUUCUAGUGGAAUCACGGGGGCACAUCAUGCAUGGUGUGUUUCACUCAAAUGGGUUUGGGCAUUUGUUGUGUGUGAAUGGGCUCGAAAAUGGGUCGGACUUGGCUGGACACCACAUCAUUGACUUUUGGGAUCGUUUGUGCAACGGAUUGCGAGUAAGGAAAGUGAGCUUAAAUGACACUUCCCGGAAGAAAGGAAUGGAGUUGAGGCUAAUCCAUGGGAUUGCCUAUGGUGAGCCAUGGUUCGGACGAUGGGGCUACAAGUUCGGUCGAGGAACCUUUUGUGUCACGCAACAAAUGUACCAAAGAGCCCUAGAAGCCUUAAGUGGCAUGCCCUUAACCUUACUCAUCCACAAUUUUCUAUAUCCUCCAAAUAACCAAGACCUUUCUCUCAUAUUCUCAAAGUACCAAGCCCUAUCUGAUCACUCCCUAACAACCCUCGGCGACCUCUUCCAUUUCAUGCUAGAGCUCAAGUCACGUCUUCCAAAAGACACUUCCAACAUGGAGUCUUGCAACCCCGGGAUAUUGGUUGAAACGACAUGUCGUUGGUCCCCCAAGAGGGUUGAAAUGGCCACUAGGGUUAUAGUUGAAUUCCUAAAAAGAGCUCAAUUCAGGUGGGUUUCUAGGCAAGAAGUUAGGGAUGCUGCUCGCAACUAUAUUGGCGAUACCGGGUUGUUAGAUUUUGUGUUGAAAUCACUUGGGAAUCAGAUUGUUGGGAAUUAUUUAGUGAGGCGAAGCUUGAAUCCCGUGACCAAAGUUCUUGAGUAUUGCUUAGAAGAUGUGUCCAAUCACGUUUUCAUUAAUAAUAAUAGCAAUCAUGAAGGCAAUAAUUUGGUUGUUAACGGAUCGAGAAUGAGGGCCAUGUACAAGAUCACGAGGUUUCAAUUAAUGAAGGACGUGUUCUACUUGUACAAGUGCGUUCUCAAGGAGAAUGUCAAGAUGAACUCAGGGGUACUCUCGGCAAUUUCAGUGGCUGUACGGAUAGUUCUCGAUUCUAAAUACCUUGUUAAAGAGUAUUCUCCAGAAAUUCCCGCGAAAUUCGAGGUAGGUCUAGAAGGAAAAUUGAAUUUAUAUUGUACAAUUCUACUAAAAAACAAUGAACAUCAUCAAAAUGGUACUCAUGGUCAUGAACAUGGUUUCAACAAGGCCAUAUUGCCCCCCUUUGAGUGUGUGACAUUGAAAAACAAUACCACAAUUGAUGAACUAAAGUUAGAAGUGGAAAGAAACUUUAGAGAGAUAUAUUGGAGUUUGAGGAGUUUUGUUGUGGAGUCAAUUCACAAUGUGGAUUCAAGGGGUACGGAUUUGGUAUUUGGGUUGGUUGAAGUUGGUCAAAAGAUUGUUUUUGAGGGAAGUAUUAACAAAGAUCAUCAAAUGAUGAGAGAUAAUUUAAGUGGAGAAAAAAUUAUUAUUAAGUGGGAUGAGUUAUAUGAAAGUGGUAUUGAGACGUGUGCUAUGGAUUGCCCUUGUGGUGCAAAAGAUGAUGAUGGAGAAAGGAGGAUCUCUUGUGACAUUUGUGAGAUUUGGCAACAUACUCGAUGUGUUGGGAUUCCUAAUGGUGAACAAGUGCCUCACAUAUUUCUUUGCAGUCGUUGCGAGCAAAAAAUCUCGUUGUUGCCUAAUUUUAUUCCUUAA
Messenger RNA from Morus notabilis, 2064 nucleotides. Its product is annotated as PHD finger protein MALE STERILITY 1. The transcript is spliced from 3 exons. NCBI's taxonomy places the organism in Eukaryota, Viridiplantae, Streptophyta, Magnoliopsida, Rosales, Moraceae. The record is from RefSeq and is a predicted model, not a curated record. Bases 1 to 2064 code for a protein of 687 amino acids.